GUGAAGGCGCUGAUGAACUAUUUGGUUCUUAUGCUUACAUGCAGCGAGCACCAAACACUUUCCAUCUGCACAAAGAGAUACUUCGCCGUCUCACUCACCUCCAUCAAUAUGACGUCCUGAGAUGUGAUCGCUCCACAUCUUGUCAUGGCUUGGAGAUCAGAGUGCCUUUUUUGGAUAAG
Cylicocyclus nassatus is the source of this 179-nucleotide messenger RNA. The record is from the annotation of a GenBank genome assembly. NCBI's taxonomy places the organism in Eukaryota, Metazoa, Nematoda, Chromadorea, Rhabditida, Strongylidae.